Durusdinium trenchii is the source of this 6960-nucleotide messenger RNA. NCBI's taxonomy places the organism in Eukaryota, Dinophyceae, Suessiales, Symbiodiniaceae. The record is from the annotation of a GenBank genome assembly.
GUUCUUGGCCCGUUGCUUUUGCUUGUUGCACCCUUGUUUCCACCGCUAGUUGUCGAAGACCACAUCAUGGCCGAUGAGGACAAGAAUGGAGGGUCAGGAGCUUGGUCAAGAGUUCCUACCUGGGAUGGCAACCCUCAGGGCUGGAGAGCCUUCAUGAGGGAGAUGCAAUGGUGGAUGUCAGCCCUCGACCUUGAGGGAACGAAGAAAUACAACCUGGCUGCACGAUGGUUGUUGAGGCAGAGCGGCAUUGUCCGCCAACGUGGCGAAGAAUUCUCGCCUGCUGACUUGGAGUAUCAGCGAGAGAUCACCGCCACUGACCCGGUGACUGAGGAAGUCGUUGUCAUUACGCCUGAGGAUCCGUUGGCUGGCUUGCACAAGUUGUUGCGUGCAUUGGAGGGCAUCAAUGGCAAGACGGUCCUUGAUAAGCGUGGUGACCUUCGCAAUGCCUUCUACUUGGAGCUCCGUCGACGACCAGGUGAAAGGUUGGCAGAGUUCUGCACGAGGUUCAGGUCGGCAGUUGCUGAUUUGAAGGCAGAGGGCGUGGUUUUGCCUUCCUCGGAGCUCGGCUGGUUUUUGAAGCAGAAGCUUGGAUUGGACGCGAUUCGAGUUCAGUUGCUUGAGACGGCAUUGCAAGGUAAGGAGUCGUAUGAGGAGACGGAGCUGGAGGUCCUUCGACUCUUCCGAGACCUUCAUGUUGAAGAAGAAGAACCUCAUGAGGAGACUCAUGAGGAUGAACCGGAUGAGCAAUACUCCCUGGAGGAGGUCUUGCAGGCUGAGGCUGAGAUUCUGGCCACGGAGUUGGAGGAAGCCGUUGAUGACGGCAUUGGUCCUGACAUCAUUCAAGAUGUCGAAGAGACCGUAGAAUCGGCAGCGGAGGCUCUGUUGACUAUGAGGGAGGCUCGGUCAAAGUUGGCUGAGGUUCGAAAAGAUAGAGGCUAUGGCAAGGCCUCGACUGGAGCUGACUCACCAAAAGGCAAGAUGGCCAACAAGAAGAGCAAGCUUCCUUGUUUUGAUUGCAACCAACUCGGCCACUGGGCCGGAGAUCCUGAGUGCAAGAACCCCGGCGCUGGCCUUGGGCGUAAGAGUCCCAAGAAGCAUCCGAAGUCGGUGAAGGUUGUCGAGACCAUGAACACCGAGCAUGUUGUUGCUGACCCCACACUUUUGCCAGCCGUCGAUGGAAAUGGAGCCCUUGCAGUGUCGUGUGUUUCCCGAAAUUUGAAGUUGAGCGAUGUUUUUCAUGCCCCCAACUCCAAGGAGGUUCAUGCCGUGCACACUGGCCUUACUGCAGACAAGCGUCUUGCGGGUGCUUUGGACAGUGCUUGCAACCGGACGGUCACGGGUUCAGAGUGGCUUCACAGUUUUCUUCGUUGUUUGGAGCAUGCGCCCCAAGCUGUUCGAGAUCUGGUGCAGUCGUCCCCUGAACAUGAGGUGUUUCGUUUUGGAGAUGGUGGAACUCAAGUUAGCUCAACCAGGUGGCGAAUCCCCGUCAUGCUGGGCGACACCGUCCUUUGCGUAUGGGUUUCUGAAGUACCUGUUCCAAGCUUAGGUCUUCUUCUGGGCCGGGAUUUCCUCGAAUCGGUGGGGGCCAACAUGUCCUUUGCCAACCGGGUGAUCCAGUUUGAGUACUUGAAGUGCCAUGCCCUUCCUUUGAAGCAACUUGCUGCAGGCCACUACAUGCUGCGCCUGCUGCCGUCGCAUUGGGCAGUUCUUUGGCUGACCAUGCUAGCUGCCAAAGCCGCUCACAGCGCCGGUCGCGAAGACAACGAGACUCGGCAGCAUGUCAGGUGGACAAGAAUGGUCGCACGCCUCGCUGCAAGACAAGCUUGGCACUUAUGGGGUGUCUUCUUGUGGCUUGUGCGACGUCCUUCAAUGCGGUUCGUGCCUCUCCCGUACCCAUCGGUGUCCACCGUGAAACAAUGGCGACUUCAGGGCAAGACCCAGGAAGAGAAUGGCAUCGUCCCAAAGGGUACCUUUCAGAAGGCCGAGCUGUGGCAAGCAUGGACAGUCAGCAACAUGAGCGAUUGCAUUUGGCUUCGCAAUCGCAUGGGCAUUCGCUACGCGUUCCUGGAGGACCCCAUUCUGAUGGGCAUGCUGGCUGCGAAGAGUGCAAAGGGCCUGACGGCUCGUGUGAAAAAGGAGUCUAUUGCGGAGGCCGUGGAGAAAGCGCAUCAGUCCCAGAUGCAAGGCACUGCGGACCAAGAGGCUCGUGCUAUGAUUGGUCCCAGAGGUGGCCUUCCAACCCUUCGCUCAGAUCUUCUUCGUUUGGCAGCGUUGCUUCAUGUGCAUAUUGGAGAGAAGGACACCGUGCCGGUGAUCAAGGAGAAGCUGAAGCCUAUGGUGGAAGCGCUCAAGGGCCGCACUCCGGCUGCCGACAGCCGAGCUUCGUCCUCAACGGCACAGCCACCACCUGUGCGUCCUACAAGCGCACCAGUGCAGAAGCCCGCGGCGAAACCGCCACCGAGGGCCAUUCAGUCCUUCACACCACAGCCUUGCGAGGUGCUUCAUCAGACUCGAUCCAUGGCCGCCCUGGAACAGCUUCUGAAGCAGGUCAGCGCCGCCGUGGAGCAGAUCAAGGACCAGCCCUACAGCAUGCAGACUCAAGGAACGAUGCCUCAGCAAUACUCUCUCGAGCAGGCUUCCGACGUCUCCAUGAACGACUUGGACGCAGAGGCUCAACGCCAGCUGAUGGAGGACGCCGCCCUGAGCAUGGAAGCCGUCUACGAGGAGAAGCUGGAGGCCCAGUAUGGCGAAUGGGGCAUGCUGGAGCUGACGCCGGAGCAGAAGGAGCGAGCUUGGGAGAAACAUCGUCGUGAUCAGCUCUCGCGUUUUGGAGUUGAGACCGCCAAGAUCAACCAAGCUCUCCAGACUGAAUUUGAGAAUGAGAUGAACUCCUUUGUGAAUGAUGAGGUCUUUGUGCAUGCGAUUGACUUCACUACAUGCUUGAAGCCGCUGAACUCUUCCGUGAACCUGGAGGAGAUCUUGGAGAAGGGCCGCAUUUUGAUGCGAUUUGCUUUGGAGUUGGCAGCCAUUCAACAUGAAGCUGGUCGGCGCUACAUCCUGGAGAACCCUCAACCAAGUGCCGCUUGGAAAGAACCUGACAUGGUGAAGUUCUUGGACGAGUUUGAAGCCAAGGUUGCGAACUUUCACCAAUGCCAAUUUGGACUUCGCAGUCUUCGUGGUGGGCUUCACAGGAAAGCGACUCGUGUGGCAUCUUCGAGCUUUCCGGUGGUUGCUUUGCUGGAUGGGCGCGUGUGCGAUCGCUCCCAUGGUCAUGACCCGGUCAUUGGCGGCCGUGUGGUGACGGAACGGGCUGGGCACUAUCCUGGACCUUUGGCACGCGCCUUUGUGGUUGGGAUGGAGCGGCAGUUCAACAGCGAAGUGGCUCCUAGGGCUUCUGAAGUUCUGGCUGUGAGUCAUGGUGAAGACGCUGAUGAGGAUGGAGAAUCCAGUGGCAUCUAUUUCCCCGACAGUGAGACUGACGAGGAGGAUGGCACGAAGACUCCGAAUGCAAAGAUUCCGGCUAGUGUGCGAGCUGCUAUUGCUCGACUUCAUGACAACACAGGACAUCGCAGCAACAGGCGAUUGGCUCGUGCCUUGGCGAUCUCUGGAGCACCGGCAGCUGCCAUUCAGGCUGCCAAGGAACAUAAGUGCUCGAUUUGCGCAGAGCGUGCUCCGCCCAAGUCACAACGUGUUGGUUCUUUGCCCCAGCCUCGUGAUGUUUCCGACCAGGUGCACAUUGAUUUGUUGGAAGCUGAGGAUUGCAAGGGCACCAAAUACUACAUCAUCCAUGCGACCGACUUCUGCACUCGCUUCCAGAUGAGUGAGCUUUUGGAGAGAAAGACUGCAGGAGCGGUGGUGAAUUUUUUGAAGACUCGAUGGUGGCCAAUUUUUGGACCUAUGCGGACCUUGGUGGCUGAUCAAGGUCUGUUGGUGGCUGUUGAACAAGGUUCUGAAGGUAACACUGGGGCGAACGCCUACAUCUCCUUCAAGGGCCAGUUGACAAAGUGCAGCUUGGAGCAUGUGAGAAGGGCGAGUCCUAUGGAGCAAAUUGUUGCUGGUGAUUGGGAAGAAGCGAUUCGUGAGGCAGUGGCUAGCGCCUUGCGUGACAUGACCCGUAGUGGACUACCUGCUCGACCUCAAGAAGUACAUGAUCAACCAAUCCCAGAGGAAUCGGAGUGGCCUCCUGUUCCCAUUAGCGAGAGCGAGAGUCCAAGCACGGAGAGUCCAGAUGGUGAGCCACUUCCAGCUCAUCCUGCCUUUCCCACCGUUGGUGAGACGCCGCCGGUGAAACCACGUGAACGUCAACCUUCCAGUGACUUGCCUCCUGUACAUCCUCGUGAGAUGGUGAAUGCGUUGCAGUCAGGAACUGAGGCGAGUGUUUCGCGACUUCCCUCCCAUUCUGGAGUGAUGGCUUCGAGGUUGACGACCCCUAUGACCAGGCAGAAUACACCUAUGGCAGCUCCACCCUUGUUUGCAGGUGCUUCUUCUAGUUCAGCUGGCGUGCUGGGUGCGCAGAUUGAGCGUGCGCGACUGUUGGAGAAACGCCCUGCGGAGAUGGAGACGGAAGAGCUUCGAUCCCUGGCUUCUUCACAAGCAGCCUUUGAACAACCUGUUGGACAACCUGGAGGUGAAUCUGAGCUGCAUGACACGUUGGUGGUGAGCAAGGAAGAUGUGAUGUCAGUGCUUGAGCAGGGUGACAAAGUACAUCCUCUCAUCAAGCUCUACUGUGAAGCUUGCGUUGACAGGGCAAACCCUCUUGAUGCUCAAGUACACGACCACGGCACCUGGGAUGGAAGAUGGGGUCUGCCAUCUCGCAGUGAGUUUCUAGCUCGCAAGAAACUUGGUUUGAUGUGGCCUUGCGGUGCUGAUGAACUUCAUGAGGCCAAUGCAGUCCAGGCUGCUCGAAAAGAGUACUAUUGGCGUGCCAUGACGCCUGACCAGAAAGCUGCCUUUCGUGUCGCUGCUGAAGCAGGUUGGUCUGUUUGGGAGACAAACGAGGCGGUCGAGGUCCUGGACGACAAGACUUCUCAGCGCAUCCGCGCUGACCUGAAGGCCAAGAAGGAGGACUGCAAGAUUCUGACUCCCAGGUGGGUGUUCACAGACAAGCAUGAUGGCUUGCGCACGAAGGAGAACAAUCUUGGGCUCAAGGCCAAUGCUCGGUUGGUCGUUCCUGGGUUCAAGGAUGUUUUGUCUUUCAGCCUGCGCAAAGAUGCGCCCACAGCCUCGAGAUUGAGCCAGCACCUUGUUUUCUCCUAUGUCGCUUCCUACUUCAAGGACCAUGGCUGGAGGUUGAUGAGUUGUGACGUGAAGUCCGCCUUCCUGAAGGGUGAUCCUUAUAUGGAUGGCACUCGCGAGCUUUUCAUUGAGAACACCAAGGGACUUCAUGGUGAACCUCAGUUGCCUUUUGGUGCCAGUUGUUUGGCGCGUGUGAGAAAGGGUGUUUUUGGUUUGAGCGAUGCUCCUCGGCAGUGGUAUCUGCGGCUUCAUCGUGCUCUGACUGAACUUGGUUGGGAGCGCAAUGUGAUGGACGCAGCAUGCUGGAUGUUGUGGGACGCUGAGCGCAAGACGCUUUUGGGCAUUUGUUUGUCUCACGUGGACGACCUCUUGGUUGGCGGUGGUGAGACGGCACGCAACAGCAUCCUCUCCUUAGAGAAGGUCUUGGGUUUUGGGUCGGUUGAGCACAAUUCCUUCAACUACUGUGGCAAACGAAUUUCUCAAGAUUUGACUUCCGGUGUGGUCACCGUGACUAUGAAGGAGUACCACGAGAAUGUCCGCCCAGCAGUUGUGCCUCUUCAUCGACGAGCUGAUCCCAAUGCCCUGCUGACAAGUUCUGAGCAAAAGCAAUUGCGAGCGCUUUUGGGAAGCCUCCAGUGGCUUGUGGCACAGGCUCGCAUAGACCAAGGUUUUGCAUUGAGCACUCUACAAGGAGAACAACCUCAGACAGUUGGCACCUUGCUUCGUUGCAACUUGCUCCUAAAGCAAAUGAAGCUGACCGCUAGCUUUGGCCUGACCUUUAGGCCGAUGUGCUUGGAGGAUGCGGGUGUGAUGGUGAUCACAGACUCAUCCUUGGGGAAUGUCACCAAGGAAGGCUCCACCAUUGGCUCUGUGGAAAAGCGUGUCUUCAGCCAGAGCUCCUACAUGGUCUUGUUGGCGGACAAGAAGUUGAUGUCCGGUGAGGAGGGCCAGUUCUGUCUCUUGGAUGGGCGAAGUCAUCGCCUGAGCCGUGUGUGUCGCAGCACAUACGCUGCGGAGCUGCUUGGGGCUGAGGAGGCCUUUGACUGUGGCCAGUUCAUCCGCGGCGUGCUUGCUUCCUUUCGUGGUUUUCCCAUGGAGAACCGCUUUGUGGAGAGCAUCAUGGACCUUGUUCCCCUCAGCGUGGUUGUGGACGCUAAGGAUGUUCAUGACAAGUGCAACAGUGAUUCCACCUGCGGUGCGCAAAAGAGUUUAGCUUUUGCUGUUGCAUGGAUGAGGUCAGUCCUCCGACGUCCUCGAACGUCACUGAGGUGGACGGCGACAGAGAACAUGAUAGUGGAUGGUGGGACGAAGUUCAUGGACAUGCAUCACAUGAGAACCAUCCUGAACCGUGGCCGUUGGUCAGUGAAGUUCAAUGUGGACUUCAUCAAGGGUAAGAGCAAGGGCACGAAGGGGAAGCCUGCUGCCGCCUUGAGUGAGGGCAAUCUGCCCGGUGAGCCGUUGCCUGUGAGCCAUCCUGUUUUUCCGUAUUUGCAUCAGUUAGGUGAUCGACCUGGCUGGCAUUUCGAUGGUGAUUUGGCCAUCAAUGUGGCACGAGAUGCCAAGUCUUUCCGCUCCCCUGCUCCUAGGUGCGAUGUAAAGAAGUUUCAUCUGCGCAGCACUUUUGGCCGAUUUGAUCACGAGGCCGGUGCAUCAGAAUGGAGAGCACUUGAGGAGGAGGUUGAUUUGAAUCAGCUAGCCAAUUUGCAGCAGCUGAUCGGAGCCACA